This is a messenger RNA of Eublepharis macularius, 7428 nucleotides long. RefSeq names its product TBC1 domain family member 13 (gene TBC1D13). The coding region runs from base 112 to 1314 and encodes 400 amino acids. Gene Ontology annotation, molecular function: GTPase activator activity. Gene Ontology annotation, biological process: activation of GTPase activity; intracellular protein transport. Lineage: Eukaryota; Metazoa; Chordata; Lepidosauria; Squamata; Eublepharidae. The record is from RefSeq and is a predicted model, not a curated record. The transcript has 12 exons.
GCCGGGUUUCCGCCAGCCGCCAAUUCGCUGCCUUAUGUCGGGGCGGCCGCCGCGGAUCGUCGGCCCGUGAGGGGAGAAGGAAAGCGGGGAGAAGAGGAGGCGCGGCCCACCAUGUCGAGUCUCCACAAGAGCAGAAUUGCAGAAUUUCAAGACAUCCUUAGUGAACCCAAGAUUACGCCGCAGAAGCUCCGUGAACUUUGCUUUAGCGGGAUUCCUUUUGAAGGUGGAUUGCGCUGUCUGUGCUGGAAGAUCCUCUUGAACUACCUCCCUGUGGAGAGGGCCUUAUGGAGUUCUCUGUUGAAGAAACAGAGAGAGCUGUACGCCCAGUUCUUGAAGGAAAUGAUUAUACAGCCUGGGAUAGCCAAAGCCAACCUUGGGGUCUCCAGGGAAGAUGUAACCUUAGAAGAUCACCCACUGAACCCGAAUCCAGAUAGUCGGUGGAACACUUACUUCAAGGACAACGAGGUGCUGCUGCAGAUAGACAAAGAUGUCAGGAGACUAUAUCCCGAUAUGGCAUUCUUCCAGCGUCCAACCGAAUACCCCUGCCUGUUGAUCCUGGACCCCCAGAAUGAGUUUGAGACCCUUCGCAAGCGAGUGGAGCAGACAACACUCAAGUCACAGACAGUGGCACGAAACCGGAGUGGUGUGACCAAUGUGAGCUCCCCUCUUAAAACAUCGGCACCUCAUUCGCUGAGUGAGUAUGAGGUUUUGCCCAAUGGCUGUGAGGCUCACUGGGAAGUAGUGGAGCGAAUCUUGUUCAUCUACGCUAAGCUGAACCCAGGAAUAGCCUAUGUCCAAGGAAUGAAUGAAAUAGUAGGGCCUCUUUAUUAUACCUUUGCUACAGACACCAACAGCGAUUGGAAAGAGCAUGCAGAGGCAGAUACUUUCUUCUGUUUCACCAACCUCAUGUCUGAGAUCAGGGAUAACUUCAUCAAAAGUCUGGAUGACUCCCAGUGUGGCAUCACCUACAAAAUGGAGAAGGUCUACUCCACUUUGAAAGAGAAAGAUAUGGAGCUUUAUAUGAAAUUGCAAGAGCAGAACAUCAAGCCCCAGUUCUUUGCCUUCCGCUGGUUGACGCUGCUGCUGUCCCAAGAGUUCUUGUUGCCGGACGUCAUCCGCAUCUGGGACUCCCUCUUUGCCGAUGACAGCCGGUUUGACUUCCUGCUGCUUGUCUGCUGCGCCAUGUUGACGCUCAUCCGGGACCAAUUACUGGAAGGAGAUUUUACUCUGAACAUGCGGCUUUUACAGGAUUACCCCAUCUCAGAUGUUCAUCUGAUUUUGAAGAAGGCAAAAGACCUUCAGGAUUCCAAGUAGCCCCCAGUUCCUCAGGAUUCAUGGUAUGUUGGAGAGAAGUGUUUGACAGUUGAUUGUGUAGGUGGAAGCUGCUGUUGCAUCCAUGGAAUGCCUGGCGUUGUAUUUCAACUGUCUGCCUCCGGAGGAAGACUCCUUCCACUCUUAUUUAUUAAUUACUGAAAGAGUGAUCUUCAGUUUAGUCAAACUCUGCACUCUGGGUCUCUCAGAUCUUAUCUGCUGAAAUGACUCCAUGUUGAGCAAAAGAUUUUUUUCUGUAAUUUUUAAAAAAUGUCUCCAGGUGUGGAGACGACAGAAAACAAGCUACUUGUUUUUCAAUCUUUUAUGGAAUCUACAGCAGCUAAUGGUGAUACGGAAGCAAGUCCUUAGGCACAACACAUUCUGGAGUUUGCGUGGGAUAGGCUGGGAACCAGCGGAAGUUGACUGGAUGAGGAAAGAGCGAGCAUCGUCUGUCUGAGGACCUGCAGGAAUCCUCUUCUGUGUGAAAAAGAAUCUGGUUCCCCUCCCAAACUUUGAAAAGGGGUGGCAUGACUGCAUUUCCCCAAGGAAAGCUGAUUGCCUCCGAUGUAUCUUUUCCUCUCCUCUCCUCUCCUCUCCUUUUUUUUUUUUGACAACAGUGCCAGUGCAGAAGUGAUGCUUUAUUUGUUGGCUUCCCUGAAUCAUUUAAACAUGGGCCAAAAUGUCAGUCUUGACAAAAGAAGCCCUUAACAACUGAGUGAGGAACAGCAGUUUUAAAAAAAGGUAUAUGGACAGCUUAUUAAUCAGCAGCAACAAGUAGAAAGUCCCAGUCCAGCCACAGAAAAGAAACCACCACCACUACAUUUCAGAGAGAGUCCCUGUUCUCUGAGUCACUAUAGGUGACGAAAGAGAAAGCCCUAGGUUGACUGCUGAGGAGAAUAAGAAGAAAAGAUAAAUAGGAAACACAUGGGUCUCUCUCUCCCUCUCAGAUGCCCUUAGAAAAUACUGGGAUUCCAACUAGCAUUAAACAUCUGGAAGGCCAUUUUGUUUGUCUUAAUAAGUUUUGGUCAUGUUUCACAAACACUUGGAGUUCCUUGAUUUACAGAAGGAGUCCUUAGUCCCCAGCUAUCAUAGGACCAUCUGGACCUCAGAAGAACCCCCCACCCCUUUCUUUCCUCUUUUGAUGCUGGCUAUUCUUAGAAGGCAGAUGUGGGUAGAAUGAAGCUGGAUCAGCUUUAUCACCCCCUGCCUUAGAACAACCAUCAGACCGUUGCUGUUGAAAAAUUUUGAGCUAGCUGUUGCCUGUAGUGUCUGUGUGGUGGAUCACUCACCGGACUGGCAACGUUAAAGGGAAGGUUGCUGUAACUAUUUUUUUCCCUCGCCUUGAGUUGGGAGUGGGCACAGAAUCAAUCACAUUUUUUAAAGUUAAGUCUCUGCCUCAGGUUUGUAUGGCAUUAAUCAAGGAUGUUCCUAUGCUUUUCUGUUAAAGAUCAUGGCCAUGUGUGGUCAUAAGUGGGAGGCUACACAGGUAACCUGCUGAGGGUAUUUGGGAAGACAGCUAACAGCUAGAAGAAGGGUCUAGAAGAUUGCACCCCGAGUGAAAACAGGCAGGUGUUAACGCUCACAUGCAGGAUGUAGAUGUUUCAAAAUAAUAUCACAUCUCAGCACUCUUCCCCCUGCCCUUCAGUAGUCCCACACAACUUUGGAAAAUCUGAAAAGUUUACUUCUUGAUAUACAUAUAAUGGGUUCCUUGACAGCUAUUCUGCAUGAUUUCCCUUGUUAUCUGUUAACCACAGUAACUUCCUAAUAUAAUUAGCAUUAAAUCUGCUUAUAUAAAAAGCAGAUGCUUUGAAGGGAUGACCAAACGAGUUUAGAGCAGUUCUAGGUCUUUCUAACCCCCCACUCCCCACUGCCCUUGAUGGUGUAGAGAAGUUGGGACAGCCUUUAUUGAUUAAGUGUAAAGCUACCCUCUCGCAAGGGAAGACAUUUGCCACGAGUGUGGUAGCAUGGCUUCAUUUCUGUGUCCUCGUCUGAUACAGCCUGAAUCUUUUAUGUCCUUGCACUUUGAUAUGAGGGAACACCUGUUGUGUAGUCGUCCGUCCCCCCCCCCCAUAUCUGGUACCAGACAGCAGUAGCACUACCUUCUAAGCUUGGUUUCCUGUUUCCAACAUUGCUCUGCUUAGACAAAGGUUGCAAAAGUUUAAGGAAAUUGGUGAAGAUCAAGGACCUGAUUAGCAUUCUGUCUUUGUGCUUGGAGUUAAUGUGAGCUUAGUACCUGGCCACUCUUAUAAGCCUCAGGCUGCAGGCAAGAUGACAGCCCUUUACAGAGAGAGUUGAAAGAGUUAGGAUAAGGGGCACCUUUCUCUUCUCCCUUUUCAUAAAUGUUUGUAAUGUUUCAAAAACUCUGCUUAGGCAGAAAACUGAAAUGAUAAAAGACUGUGUAUACCAAGGGAAGUGAGACACCUCUUUUGAAGGGGGUGGAUGCCUGUGUCCAGCCACACAACAGCAUGCUCUGUUAAUAAGGGGCUAGUUAAGGUUUUUAUGCUGGAGGACAACAACUGGAGGUCCCAGGGUGGGUUAAAUGCCCCCAUGAGUAUAGUGGGAUAUUGCCUGCACUGCAGGUUGCAAAUCAGAAACAAAAGAUGAGCAUGGAGGGUGUCAAAAUCAACACCUGAAGCAACAGAGUUUGGAACUGCUUUUUUACUGAGGUUGUUGACCCGUGCCUGGCAUCUGAGACUGCAGGUGCGGUUCAUAUACGGAAUGUUUUUCCAUGCGCAGAAAGGGGAAACCCUGCAAUUGAUCACUAGCUUGUCCAGGAGACAGACUCUGGCCUGUAUCAUUCUCCCUGAUAUGGAGGCCGUUCUUGUAUAGAGGAGCAUUCUGAUGUGAGCUGCCACCUGCAGUCUCAAGUGGUACUCUGUAAGAACUAGGUCAGGUGGUGAGUUAUUGACAUUUUGGACUUCCAAAUCCUCAUUUUAUUCUGAGUGAAACUGUUCUGAGUGAAAUCAGCUGCUAACAAGAUCUGUAGGUAAUAUUUGAAAAAAUACUGAACCUGCUUCCUUUUUUUUGCUGAAAUCAAAUUUCUGCUAAAAAGUAUAUACCCAGCUUGUUCUCCAUGCUUCAUUUCUUUCCUGGACCAGCUAUUAAUUUUCCCUGAGAAUGGAGAAUUCCCAUGGAAUGGAGAAUUCCAUGUUUUGGAUUCUGUAGCAGAAAAAUGGAAACUGGUGAGAUCAUGUCAUUGGGCAGAACUUCUUUACACUCCCAAAUCCUGAAAUUUGUUUAACUGCAGGCUGUUUGUGUAAAAAAACCUGUCGCAGAAAUGCUUGCUGUGACAUUCUCAUUUGGCUUACUACAAACCAGGAUGUGUACGGUAAAGCCCCCCCCCCAAUUUUUCCUCAAGCAUCUGGUUCCAAUUUUGCAGCCAAGUUCUUGGUAAUAUGGGCAUGAGGCUUUGUCCUGGAGAAACUUCAGAAGUCAUGAAAUGGUCCUUCUGAAUUGUUACACAGCAGGUGUUUGUCCAGAAGACUUUCCUUAACCACAAUGACAGGAUUUGAUCUAAAAGCACACGAGAAGAAGUAGAAAACAAAGCCUAUGAAUGGGGCCAGGAGGGAAGUUUUAUUGGUGCCAAACACACUGCCGUGCCUUGUACAGGAACUGCUUUGGGGAUUUAAAAAAACGCUUGUUAGUGUAAGAACAAAGGAAUGGGAAGUGGGUGAGUUCAGAAGACGGGUGCAAUGUAAAACUGACAAAGAAAUCUUAGCCCCCUGACGAAAGCACCUGUUCCUAAUUUUGAAUGGCUGGUUGAGAAGAGAAGCUACAGAAAGGGUUCCCCUUCUUCGUUUUGGGUUAGAGAAUGACUCGAGCCAUCUGUGUGAAGAGAUCUGCGUUUGCCCCUUUGGCGUUUUGUUUUUGGUUGAAAACAAAUUCCAGAAGCAACAUGAAGGUUUAACUAGGUUUCAUUUUAAAUCUUGAUUCAUCAUUGGUUCUGUUGGAUAGUCGCUCUAGGAUGUGUUAUGAGACUUAGAAACUGUGCUUCAGCAUUUAGAGAACUCAUUUGAUAAGUUGAAUGUCACAAGAAAAUGGUGGGGUAAUAAAAGGAGUGUCUGAAUUAAUUUCAAUCUGAUGCAAUUAGUUUUAUUUUAAGAGGCAAGUUUUAAAUAGCAACAGAUGUCUCCAUUUUUGGUUCAAAAGGCUAUUGACUACAGUUCUCAUCACUUUUGAAAGGGAAGUUGCUGAAAUGAUCAGUUUUGUUCUCCCUUUUCCCCACUCCCACCUCAAAAUCAUUGCUUUAAGAAUCUCCCAGGGUAUAUUUGUAAAGUGAUUUGAUAGUCUGUCACAGAAUUAGAAACUUGCAGAGAGCACACAAGCAUUUUUCAUCGGUUGCGAGUCUUCCUCAGUUAACUGUGCUUGUGGUUUUUCCUAAAAGCCACGGUGCUAACUCAUUGGCUGGUGAAAUAAUCAUGGAUGAUUGAAAAUCUGACCCGACUCCAGAUUUGCUCUGCUGUGGGAGCAGGUUGGCUAGAUCGGUAUGGGACUCUUCCCUGCAGGUUUCGCCCCUGCUUUCCAUCUAGCUAGUAUUGCGUAGUGCCUUGUGAAAUUUCUAGCUCUGGAGAAGCCAACCACCCUGCUCUUGAGGGGGAUGGAAGGACUAGGCCCGUUGAACUGCUUUCAAAAUGGAUCCACUGGCCUUGUCCUGGAACGCUACAAAACAUGAUCACACUGCCACUUUUACAGAUUCCCCCCUGCCCCACCUUCUUCCUUGGGAGGGGAUUAAAUUUAAACCAGAGGAGAAAGGAGAAUGCAUGUGCUAUGUUGGGUUACUGACCCUUGAGGCAAAGAAGAAAUGAGUGGGCCAGAAUCUGUGGCUGCCACAGCUGCACGUCAUUGGCUGGUGGGGGGCUUCCAGCACUGCAACACUAAAACAUAGAUUAGUUGUAUCAGAUAAGGUGGGGUGGGGAAAAGGGUGGUUGUUUUGGGUGGCAGACGAUGCACUUUGUGUCAUGUGCACUUUUGGUCUUGGUAAAAAGGGUCUUGAGACAGCCAGUACGUGGCCUAAGAACUGUUCAGGAUUCAACCACCGAACAGAAUAAAAACUCAGGUGUUUCUGUAACACGUGGAUGAGGUACCCAAGAAUAAUGUUCAAUACUUAAAAAGAUUUUUUUUCUAAAAUGUUUUGUGGUGGGGGAGGGGGACUUACGGUGGGUCUUUCUUUUGUACAGUUUUUUAAGAAACAUUUUUCUUUGAAGAGCAGUGGUUCUGAGUUCAGUGGAGGUGUUGCUCCUUUUUCCCCACUUUUCUAUAUCAAGUCUGCUUGCAGUGUUUUUUUUUAACUAUGAAGACCCUCCGCCGUUCCUUCAGUCUGUGUGGCUGCAUUUCCACAUUUCAAGUUUGUAAAAGGUGCUACUGUAAACAUUUCAGAAGUCUAUCACAUGUGGAACAGAAAGAUACGUGCUGUUUAGGUAGAGCGUUUAAGGUCUGUAUGCCAAUGGUAAACCAGGAUUUGUGGCAUGUGCAAAUGACAUCUAAUUUGUGUGUGUGUUUAUGAUUGGGGGGAAAUUUGGCAGAUCCAGACUUUCAAUAUUAUUUUAAGAGGAAUGAGUUGCAUGGUAUGGGAAUCUUUGGUUCAAAAAUAAGUUCUCAAGCAUUUAAUUUAGGUGGGAAACGCUCAGUAGACUGAACCACAGAUCGGGAAUGUCUUUCCAGAUCUCCAGUUGCCUCUUCUUUGUUGGGAGGGGGGUGUAAAGGGGAACCUUUUUGAGAGAAACUGUAAGGGCCUGCCGGGUAUCCACCAAUUGCAUGAAUUUGAGUUUUUUCUGGAGUGACAAGGCAUGGAGACAGAUCUCCCACCUGCAGAUGUUAAUUAGUUGUCUGUCUCAGGGAAGUGUCAACUUUCAACCUGUAUGAGCAACAUCAUGACAGUGCAUUUUACUGGGUAGGAUAUUUUGUCACAUCUCAAAUGCUGGCACUUGUGCAGGUAAUAUUUGGGGUUGGUUUGAGUGCCGAUUGAGAUGACUAGAAAGUGAAGCCAUUUAUGCUAUGAAAGUAGUUCUGGGAUGUGUAUGUGUUUUGUAUUUGCUAAAGAUGCAGCUUUGUUUCUGUUAAUUGAUGAGCCACAAUACUGUCAAGAAUUCUGCUUCAUCCUUACUGUUUUUGUUCUGA